Pyricularia oryzae 70-15 is the source of this 804-nucleotide messenger RNA. RefSeq lists its product as uncharacterized. The record is from RefSeq and is a predicted model, not a curated record. Bases 94 to 408 code for a protein of 104 amino acids. The transcript has a single exon. NCBI's taxonomy places the organism in Eukaryota, Fungi, Ascomycota, Sordariomycetes, Magnaporthales, Pyriculariaceae.
AAUGAGGAUUUAUUUCCUGAUUUUUUCGAGCAGGCGUUUUUAGGCUUUCUUCGUUUUUUUUCUUCUUUUUUUCUUCUUGUGACGGGGCCGCCGAUGGUCCAAUCGCCGGAACCUCGUUUUGGGGAGGAAUGUUUUACCUUUGUGAUAUCCUCCAUGGUUUUGCUUUAUUGGCUUUUCAUACCCUCUACUGCUAUCAUCUUGUUUCUUUUCUCGUUCUUCCUUUUUUUCUCUGGCGCAUCUUUAUCGCUUACUUUUUCCAGUCUCAUCUUUCUCUGGUCAUCCUCGUAUCUUCAUGCGCGCGGUUGUCACCCGUGUAGAUGUGUGUGUGUGUGUGUGUGUGUGUGUUUUUUUUUCUUCUUUUUUUUUCAGUUUGGCAUGUCUCGUUCUGUGAGACAUCACGAGGGAUGACUUUGUCGCCCUGUCGAGUCAUACACUCAUAUUUAUUUUCUAUGUCUUCUUUCUACUCUGAGGCCAUAAUGCGUGUUUGGAAGAUAUCCAGUCUGUUGGAGUUUUGGCGCUCGACAUGGAUUGGUUAGUUGGCAGGCUCGGACACGACAUUCGUGUCCUUUGGAGCAGCUUUGUACUGUUGUUUUGUUUAUAUUAUAGACUGGGCUUUUGUUUAUUGACCUGGUCUCUUUAUUACCUGAUUUUACUGUACACUUUUGAUCUGUCAUGCAAUUCCAUUUCGGCGGUAUGUAGCGACUCUGUACGUUUUCUUUGCCAACUGUAAUUCUCUAUUCGCGCUUAUAUACAGUAUAGACCACAUACUCAGAACAUGAAUUGCCAAAAGCAAAAUCGCCACCC